Molecule: messenger RNA, 1863 nt
Organism: Haliotis rufescens (red abalone)
Lineage: Eukaryota; Metazoa; Mollusca; Gastropoda; Lepetellida; Haliotidae
Exons: 8
Coding region: 370-1221 (283 amino acids)
Source: RefSeq, a predicted model, not a curated record
UUGUUGAGCAUGCGAAUCCGGUAAAGUGCAUUCAGAGGACCUCGGUGAAUCUCGGCCGGGCUGUGUCUCGGAGUGCCGAUAGUUGAGCGCUGUAUGUUUUUCUGUAGAGCAAUCCGUUCACUUCUCGGAUCCGCGCACGAUGGAUUGAACAUGCUGAUUAGAUUGUGAAAGUCCCUUAUAAGCAGGGGAAGUAAUUAGCUUCCAAUGCUAUAAUUGGCCAUUCUCUGCUAGCACUUGGGAUGUGCGGAAGUGAUUCUAAAAUGCCCUGGCUUGAAGAAGGAGAUCCAGUUAUCGAUAUAAACAAGAGAGUUUGUGUCUUCGCGUCAGUGAUGGGAUGCUAAAGACAGUUACGGCAAGGAUAUAUUCACAAUGAUUAUGCAGACUUCUCUGAGCGUGUGUACGUGCCUUAUAUUAUUCAUCAUUUCAGAAACAGCUGGUCGGUGCGAGUUCAAGCAUCGACUGAGGGACAAAUGGUACUUUCAAGGACAGAAUCGAAACACAUUUAUUCGGAUUCGUCGAUCAGCUGUUCAGUUCCACGCGGACAGGAACCACAGGAUCCGUUAUAAGUGCGUCGAGAGCAGAGGGAAUAUUUACUUAAUGAGGAAGAAUCGGUUCGAGCCCAGCAAGGAUGGCGUCUUGUGUAUCGGGUUUAGCUAUCUGGCGGAUCACCCUAACGCCGAGUUCAGCCUCGUCCGACUCAUGUCCCCGGGGGUCUCCUCCCACAUCAUGAGUCCCAAGGUCAUCGGCAGGGGGUCAAGGAUCAACAUCGACAACUCGUGUGAAUUUCUCCAAGGUCACGACCAGAGACUGUACACCUUCAUCAAGAGACGCAGUCCCGGAUGUAAGUUUCCCUCCAAAUUGCUCGGCGACUGGAACUACACAUACAGACAUGCGCACCACCUGACGUUCGCCCAAAGCAACCUGACGCUCCAGCUCCUGAACGGCGAACGCUACAUCUUCUACUGUGAUUCGCGGGACAGGGACAAUUUCGUCAUCAGAAAUGUUGGCUACAGAGGUACCGACAGGGACGCCAUCAUGUGCAUGAGACUCGACCCCUUGGAGGAGGACCCCUUCUACGACUUCCAGCUCUCCAGAACCAACAGUGGGGCAGAGAUGGACGGGAAGCUGAUGCUGGUUGAACGCGGGAAGCGCGUGCUGCUGCACACGGACUGUGAUUGGCUGGAUAGUCCCGCCAGACCGGAAUAUAUCUACCCCUUAUAAGGACAGAAGGACAUGGACAAUUUGGCGUGGAUUGAUCAGGCGGAUAGUGUCACACACAAGACAGGAGACACACAUCAACCUGAGCGUGAUUUGGAGAUGAACUGUCCUGUGUCUCUGACGGACGUAUAUGUAUGAUGCAAACUGACUGCAGCUUACUUUGUAAACACUGACUGUCACGUGAAAUAGUUGCUGUAAAUACCGCUGUGAACACAACACAUUCAUACUUAACUCAUUGAUAUCCGCGAACAAAGGGAUGUCAACAAAGGUAGACAAGUAUGAAAGAAAGCACAGGGACUUGUUCGAGUCCGUGUUUCACAUCCUUUUAUCAUGUCACUGUCACAUAUUCAUAUUCGGGAAUAUAACAUUUUAUGCAAUGUGGAGGCUAGUUAUGUAUAGUACAGGUACGUCACGUUGUUUUGUUUUUGUUUGAAUGCUGUGGCAUAACUUGUUUCCAGGAGUUUUUCAGACUGUACAUUAUAGCAGUAGAUGUGUGUUAUGAUCCCGUUAUGAUUGUCUUUCUGUUCUUUACUUAGCAUUUUGUAUAUUGGCACAUGAUUUGUAGGCGUUUGUAAAUAUUACUGUCAUGUUCAAUUUGUAGAAAUAUACAGAAAUGUUAAUUGAAUAAAGAAAAAUAAAGCGGUA